AUGGACGUUGUCUCUAAGAUCUACACUCAUGAAAUGGUUGUGUCUUUAUCGCAGCCCUUGCGUUUCUUCUCAAGUUACCAAAAGGAGAAAGAAAAGCCAACCCAGGAUGUGAAGGCGGGCACCCAGCCACACUCUGUGACCAAGUCAGAGGUCCCAGACCAUGUUCUUUACACAAUAGGGACGUGCGUUCUUGUGAUCGGCUCCAUCGGCAUCAUAGGAAACCUCCUAGUUCUCUACGCUUUCUACAGCAACAAGAAGUUGAGGACACCCCAGAACUUCUUUAUAAUGAACUUGGCUGUGAGCGACUUCUUGAUGUCAGCUUCUCAGGCCCCCGUAUGCUUUAUCAACAGCUUGCACAGAGAGUGGAUCCUCGGAGAUAUAGGUUGUGACUUGUACGCUUUCUGUGGGGCGCUCUUUGGAAUAACCUCGAUGAUGACUCUGCUAGCUAUUUCUGUUGACCGCUACUUGGUGAUCACCAAGCCCCUGCGCUCCAUCCAGUGGACCUCCAAGAAGCGCACCGUGCAGAUCAUUGCUGCUGUGUGGCUGUACUCGCUGGGGUGGAGCGUGGCCCCACUCCUUGGGUGGAGUUCCUACGUGCCUGAGGGCUUGAUGAUAUCCUGUACAUGGGACUAUGUAACCUACUCCCCUGCAAACAGAAGUUACACCAUGAUUUUAUGCUGCUGCGUAUUUUUUAUUCCACUGAUAAUAAUAUUCCAUUGCUAUUUAUUUAUGUUCUUGGCCAUAAGAAGUACUGGCAGAGAUGUCCAAAAGCUUGGGUCCUGCAGCCGCAAAUCCUUCCUCUCUCAGUCCAUGAAGAAUGAAUGGAAACUGGCAAAAAUUGCAUUUGUGGUCAUCAUUGUGUAUGUCUUAUCCUGGUCUCCAUAUGCUUGCGUCACUUUGAUUGCCUGGGCAGGCCGAGGAAACACUCUGACGCCGUAUUCCAAAUCUGUGCCAGCCGUAAUUGCUAAAGCCUCUGCAAUCUACAACCCCAUCAUAUACGCAAUAAUUCACCCGAGAUACAGGAAAACCAUCCACAAUGCUGUUCCCUGCCUGAGGUUCCUAAUACGAGUAUCAAAGAAUGAUCUCCUGAGGGGGUCCAUAAAUGAAUCAUCAUUCAGGACCUCUCUCUCCAGCCACCAGUCUCUUGCCGGAAGGACCAAGACCGCUUGUGUUUCAUCAGUUUCCACUGGAGAAGCUAAUUGGAGCGACGUAGAGCUUGACCCGGUAGAGCCAGCUCACGCGAAACUGCAGCCUCGCCGAAGUCAUUCCUUCUCAGAAAGCCUGAGACAGGAGAAGACAGACCUGCUCCCAGAGACCUAUAGCUGCAGUGAAGAAACCGAAGGAAAGGUUUCGCUGUCAUCCAGCUGCCUGGAGAAGGUUCUGGGGCCGUCAGCCUUCCUCAGCUCCCCCGUAGCACUCGUGACCAGCUCCCUCCGAGCAGCCUCUCUGUCUGUCGGUUUGAACAGCGGCAGCAUCAGCCUAGAAGCAGGCUCAGACACCUCGCAGAUGGAAACUCAAGAAAGUCAUAAUAAUGGAGGCUUGGACUCUACUGUUAGUAAUACAGUCCCUCAAAUCAUUAUCAUUCCUACCUCAGAGACAAACCUAUUUCAAGAGGAACCUGAAGAGGAAGAGACUGAAUUAUUCCACUUCCAUGACAAAAAGAACAAUCUGCUGGAUUUGGAAGGGCUUAGCUCAUCUACAGAGUUCCUUGAAGCUGUUGAGAAAUUUCUAUCAUAAGUGCAUCGAAGGGAAACUUUCUGGCAGUUAUUUUCUUGGCAUCUUGUCUCCUUAGUUAUACCAAAUAACCGAACCCUUGUACAUUAGGUCAUCAGGCUUUUUGUAUGUUUAUAUGGUAGCCACUAGGCAGCUUUCGUAUUUGUCUUUGUCUAGAUUAGUUCAGGCACAGAAAAAAAGCUUUCUUUCAGAUCCAGCACUGGAGGAUCUGGCAGCAGGAUCAAGUGGGAUUAGCGGAGUCGGCUGCCUGCUUCAUGAGGCCCUGAACCUUGAUCUGCAACCACGGAUACCAGCAGGAGGAAAAACAACUGAACUGAAAUAGCGGUAGCCGCUGAAUUUUUGCGCUACCUGCAUGUGGCAGCUCUCUUCUGGAGGCGACGGUAAGCACUACGAGACCUCAGCUUUCCACCAGCCCCAGAGGUAAUAUGACUAGAAGAUCAAACUAUCUUUUAUUCAAAUUUCUUAUAUAAACAUAAUUACGUGGACUGAUCACGUAGCUGGGAGGAGAUCGCUCGCUCAUAAACUUCAGUGAUAAAAUUUUGGAUUUUCCCUCAGCGGUAGCGUAAUCACCUGAAUGUCAAAACACAAGGUGCUAGAUGCCAAAACAUAUAAUUUCACCUCUGGCAGCACUUAGAGCACGUUGAGAUUUUCAUUGCAGAUUAAAAUGUGUAUGAACCCUAACAAAUUUGUGUUUAAAAGGAUGAAUACCCACAGCUGGCUUUAUAAUUUAUUCACGAGAAUAAAGCCUUAGCCGCUAUGUGUCACUUGUUUCUUCAGCAGAGAUUCUUCUAAAACCUCACAGAUGGAUGUCUUCUGCAGGUCCCAUUCCGAAAGCCUUCCCGUGGGUAAGAUGUCACCCUGGAAGAUAGCUUCAGAAAACUGUAUCGUUUGUUACAGGACCUGCAGUUGCACUUUUAAUGGUGGUUAUUGUUUGUUUUGUGUUUUAUGUGAUUUUUAUGUUACAGCUCAGACUACAAGAUCCUGCUCACAUUUUAGACCUAAAUGCAUUCUUUCUGUAGUUAUCCAUUUUCCCUUAUUAAAAGAUGUUCUCCUCUCCCUCCCUUUUGGUUUCUGAACUUCAAAUGUAGACAAAUUGAGCUACACUGUUCUUUACAAAGCAGGAUAUCUUGGGAGAAGGCAGAAGUUCCUCGGGCAGAGGUUUUCCUCCAGAACCAAGCAUCAGGACAGAACCACCCGCAAUCAGCUCACUGUUCUGAAGAAAAUUCCUACACUGAGGACCAGCUCAGCUAGCAGGUGGCACGGCACAGUGACCGGCGUGGGAUUUGCCCACCUGCAGUUUCUGAAGCCGGCCUGCUAUCCAAGCGUGCGGUUUGAGCCAGAGGGUAACAGAAUGUUCAUUAAAGACUCCGUUCCUGAAAAACAGGGGAGGCUUCAUCCUCGGUCGAACGUAGGGUUCUGCCAUCUCUGAUUAUUUUCUGCUGCUUCUGUCCUCUCUGGUUCAUUAUCAUCUGUUUUUCCUAUGUAACUACAUAGCCAGUGACCUAACUUAUUGUAUUUAAUAUCUUCAGCGGUGACUCCCUUCUUAGUGAGCCAGAUGCUAGAAAGCAAACAUACUUGCUGGCCUUCCAAGUCUUACACCUGACUUUUGCUGUUGUCAUUAACUCCAAACAACAGUAACCAAGGCAUUCAGUGUUCCAAGAUACAAAAACAGGCCUCUGAGAAGAUUUUGCACUCUAGCAUUCAUAUAAUUGUACUGGUAAGACUGUAAGGGGAACACUGCUGUGAUUUCCAGUGGGAUGAAUAAUGUAAGCUCUAAAGCGACAGUGAACAAACUCCUCUGUAACCAGGGUUUCGCUUGGAGUGCAAGAUGACAUGCCAGCAAUCUCUUGCACGUGUGCUGAUGCCAACUGUGUGUUUCAGAAAAUGAACGGGUUUGAGAUGUGUGCAUUUCAUUUCUGUACCUCCAAUGUCAUGUACAAUUUUUACUAUGGCUUCUGCAGCUAAAGUCAAUAUUACUGUGUUCUUUAACUGCUGUAGACAAGAAUGUCACAUGAGACAGCAGUAGAGUGAUAAAACUGAAAAUUGUAUGCAAUAUCAGACAUAUUUGUUUCAGAGACGUCGCAGAGUAAAUCAAUCUUCAAAUAGCAAAAGCAACACCAAAGAAUCUCGCGUGCUUCUCUGUUGCCACGUUAGACUAGAUGGCACAUAAUAAUGUUCGGUAUUAACUGCUGCUUCUCGUUUCACAAAGGCGUGUGUUGGUUCACUGAAAUGGAAUAAAAAAUUAU
This is a messenger RNA of Centrocercus urophasianus (Greater sage-grouse), 3980 nucleotides long. Its product is annotated as melanopsin-like. NCBI's taxonomy places the organism in Eukaryota, Metazoa, Chordata, Aves, Galliformes, Phasianidae. Gene Ontology annotation, cellular component: membrane. Gene Ontology annotation, molecular function: G protein-coupled receptor activity. The record is from RefSeq and is a predicted model, not a curated record. Gene Ontology annotation, biological process: G protein-coupled receptor signaling pathway; visual perception. The transcript has 10 exons. The coding region runs from base 1 to 1737 and encodes 578 amino acids.